This is a messenger RNA of Aethina tumida (small hive beetle), 2196 nucleotides long. RefSeq names its product modular serine protease. The coding region runs from base 236 to 2131 and encodes 631 amino acids. Lineage: Eukaryota; Metazoa; Arthropoda; Insecta; Coleoptera; Nitidulidae. The record is from RefSeq and is a predicted model, not a curated record. Gene Ontology annotation, molecular function: serine-type endopeptidase activity; protein binding. Gene Ontology annotation, biological process: acrosome reaction; proteolysis. The transcript is spliced from 13 exons.
UCGUUACGAAUAAUUUCUAGUUUGCGAUCAUCGGUCGGUUAUUCCCGAUAAGUAAGUUCGUUAAAUAGUUAUUUUCCUUAAGAAAAUAACAGUUUGAUGAUUCCAGCGUCGUGGGAAUUCCGAGACGUCUGAAGUUGGAAAUUAUCCACUCAAAACUCGAUCUUUUCGAAUGCGUUUAUGACAAACAUGUCGUCGGGCCGUAGUGAAUGAGUGGUAUCGCCGAUAGAUUUUAAGAAUGCGCGCUUCCAAUGUUUUGCCCGCGUUUACGUUCCUAAUAUUUUGUAACUAUGUGUAUGGUUCUUCAUUCUGGAACGUAACUAGAUCCAAACGACAGUUGCAAUGUGGGUUCCGAUGUAGAAGUGACAACAAAUGCCUUCAUAUCUCAAAAGAAUGCAAUGGAAAGGUAGAUUGUGACGAUGGCAGUGACGAAGAGUGUGCAAAUAAUAGUUGUCCUGGAUAUGUAUUUCAGUGCAAUUACGGUGCUUGCAUAAAAAAGGAGUUUGUAUGUGAUGGAAAGCCGGACUGCAAAGAUAAUUCAGAUGAGACUGCGCCAAUUUGUGGCACAAAACAAAAUAAUUGCAGAAAUGAUCAGUUCCAGUGCAAAAACAAAGAUUGUAUAGACUUUAGAUAUGAGUGCAAUGGACGAGCAGAUUGUGUAGAUCAAUCUGAUGAGACAAACCAUUGCAACGAUCAGUAUUGUCUUCCAUUUUUAUUCAGAUGUAAUUAUGGAGCUUGUAUCAACCCCACAGCGAAAUGUAAUGGGGUCAUAGAUUGUGUGGACGGUUCGGAUGAGUCCGUGUCACUUUGUGGUUCUACAUCACCUAACCCAAUGCCGGUAACACCCUCUGGAGCACCACCGACAGUGCCAACCACUAAGCCGACGAGAACAACCACUCAGGGCCCAAUAUUAGACAAUGGCGAAUGUAUCCUACCCCAACAUCAAGAACAUGGAGAGUACAAAUUGAUAAUUGGCGGAUCGUAUGUUCCUUCCACAAAAGUUAUUCCUGGCACACUAAUUAGACUAGAAUGUAAGAAAACCUACGGCCUUAAUUCUAAUAGGACAUAUACAGCUUGUAUUGAUGGAAAAUGGGACGAAUCAUUCACUUGUUUGAAAUCAUGCAAGUCGUUAUAUUCAACGAAGGCCACAAAAAUUUCAUGCACAUAUGAAGACAAGCCGUGGAGUUGUGCAAAAGCAAUUGAAGGCACGUGGCUGCAAUUUACUUGUGAAACGUUUUAUGAAAAUGCAGGAACCGAUAGUUGGAGUUAUUGCUCCGGCGGUUCUUGGAGCUUUACACCCAGAUGUACACCAGUGUGUGGCCAAAAGCGUGUUGAUACAGCACAACUAUCUGUGGGUGGCACAAAGGUCGUAAAGGGUGACUAUCCUUGGCAAGUGGCUCUUUUCAAAAAUAUUGGGGGAAGUUUCGAAAAUCUAUGUGGUGGAUCGUUACUUAAUGAAAGAAUUAUAAUAACAGCUGCCCACUGCGUUACUGUAGAGUCUGAUCUAUCAAAUGUAGUGACUAAUCCAAAGGAAUUCAGAGUUGCAGCAGGAAAGUACUAUAGAAUAUUCCAACAUCCAGAUGAUACAUUUGCCCAAAUUCGUGAAGUUUCAAAAAUUUGGUAUCCUGAGGUAUAUAGAGGUUCUCUCACAUAUUACAUUGGCGAUCUAGCUCUGAUUCAGGCCGACAAACCUUUUGUUUUGAUGAAAGUUGUCCAACCAGUGUGUUUCGAUAAAAGUAAUAUAUUGACUUUAGAACCAAAUAAGGGAGGAGUUGUAACUGGGUGGGGAUACACGCAACCUGGUGGAGCACCAUCAGAUGAACUACAAGAGAUUAAAAUUCCAUAUGAAGAUAGUGCAGUUUGUAAGACUAGAUUACCAAGUGACUUCGUGAAGUUAUAUUUUGGAUACGAUAAAUUUUGUGCCGGCUAUUUUAAUAGCAGUAAAGCCUUGUGCGAAGGCGACAGUGGUGGAGCUUUGGUGUUCAAACAAACUGAUGGUAAAUAUUACGUUAAAGGAAUCGUAAGUAAUGCUCCCAGAGUAGGUGGUAGUUGUGACAUUCAGCAAUAUACUUUGUUUACUAAUGUUGACAAAUACACUACGGAUGUGAUGAAAUUUAUGGCUCAGUAUACGUAAACUUUUAUAAGUAAAUAAUUUUAUUUUUCUAUAUUUACUGUAUUAAAACUAAAUAAAAAAAGUUU